Molecule: messenger RNA, 1890 nt
Organism: Kalmanozyma brasiliensis GHG001
Lineage: Eukaryota; Fungi; Basidiomycota; Ustilaginomycetes; Ustilaginales
Product: Gamma-glutamyltranspeptidase
Exons: 1
Coding region: 1-1890 (629 amino acids)
Biological process (GO): glutathione catabolic process
Cellular component (GO): plasma membrane
Molecular function (GO): glutathione gamma-glutamate hydrolase
Source: RefSeq, a predicted model, not a curated record
AUGAUCGCACGAAGCGGAAUUCAGGCAUUGGUGGCUGCAAUCUCGACAGCCCUGCUGGCCGACCGUAUUACAGCCUUCCCCAUCGACGCCCUCGAGGUGCGCAACAACGACCAGCAACCCGCCUUCUACGGAGCCGCGUCGCAAGGCAACGCUCCCCUGUAUAGCGUCAGAGGCCAGCAUGGCGCUGUCUCGUCCGAGGUGGACGUCUGCUCCAACAUUGGUGCCCAACUGCUGCAGCAGGGCGGUUCUGCGGUCGACUCGAUCAUCGGCACAGCCCUCUGUGUAGGCUCCAUCGCUUCGUACCACUCUGGUCUCGGCGGUGGUGGCCACGCUCUGCUCCGCUCUCCCGUCACGGAUGAUGCCAACACCAACCACAAGCGCAGCAACGACAACGACGCUCGCAGCAAGAAGGCUAACUACAUCCACGUCGACUUCCGCGAAGUCUUCCCUGCAGCUGCUACCGAGGACAUGUACUCGAGCAACCCGGUCAAGAACGCCUCGCUGUACGGCGGACUGGCUGUGGGAGUGCCAGGCGAGCCCAAGGCGUGGUGGGAUCUGCACCAGAAGUACGGCAAGCUCGCAUGGUCGGAGGUCUUCCAGCCUGCCAUUGAGCUCAACAGGCGCGGGUUCAAGGUCACGACAGAGCUCGCCAAGGCCUUGAACACCACCACCUACCCGUUCCUCUGCAGCGACCCUCGAUGGAGCCAGUUCUACUGUCCGGACGGCAAACUGGCUCAGCUCAAUGACACGAUCAAGAAGGAACGCUUCGCUCAGACGCUCGAGCUGAUUGCCGAGCAGGGCAUCGACCCUUUCUACUACGGCGAGAUUGCCGCGGAUAUUGUGGACACGAUCACCAACAACACGGUGCUCAAGGGCAUUAUGACCCGCGAUGACCUUGCCAACUACACCGUUCAGUUCCGGAACCCCAGAAACGUGACUCUGCGCGAUGGCAAAUAUCGUCUGUACGGCACGGUGGCGCCCUCGUCCGGCAGCGUGGUCCUCUCGACCCUUCAAACCGUGGAUCAGUUCAACGCCGACGGUGAAGAGGACCUAAGCAACGUCAAUGUCUCCACGCACCGCUUCAUCGAGGCCAACAAAUUCUCCUACGGCCAGCGCACCAAUUACGGUGAUCCCGCCUUCGUCAAAAACGUGUCCCGCCUCGAGGGCGAGUACCUCGACCUUUCGUUCAGCCAAACCAACAAGGCCAAGAUCAACGACUCUCGCACGUUCAACACGUCGUACUACAUCCCCGAUAACAAGGCCACCAAUGUGAUGAGCGAUCACGGCACGUCCGCGAUUACGGUGGUCGAUGCGGAUGGUAUGGCGAUUUCUUUGACUACUACCAUCAACACCUUCUGGGGAUCGCAACUCAUGACCGAGCAUGGCUUCCCUCUCAAUGACGAAUUGGAUGAUGCGAGUUCGCCCGGGCAGACUAACUUCUUUGGCUACCUUCCGACGCCAGCGAACUAUAUUCGUCCCGGUAAGCGACCGCUUUCAUCAAUCUCGGCGGUGAUCGCCGAAGACGCCUGCACGGGUGAGCUCAAGCUCAGCCUCAGCUCUGCCGGCGGCUCUAGGAUCAUCACAGCCGUCACUCAGGUAGCCUACGACGUGCUGUUCAAGGGGCAAAACGCACAAGCAGCGCUAGCGGAGCCAAGGUGGCACGAUCAGCUUAGCCCCAACUCGACCACCCUCGAGAGUCCCGCUCCUCAAGUCCCAGGCUUUGUCGGCUUCAGCAACCAGACGGCCGCCUUCCUGGCUUCUGUAGGACACAAUGUCUCCUGGACAGCGAUUGGAAGCUCCACCGCUCAGGCUGUGCAGCGUUUCCGGAACGGAACUUUGCUCGCUGCAACCGAGGUCAGGCAGCUCGCUGCUAAAGGUGCUGCUUUUUAA